AGCGCCGUGGCGAUUUGGCACUUGACGUGCACAAGGGUAGCUCUGUUGAGCCUCCAAACUGUCAUUCACUUGUCCCUCAUUCGCCAUUGCCCCUACUUAGGCAAUGCCUGCGCCUUUUCCAUGCUGAUCGAGCACGUCGACCGGCUGCGACGAUAUUCCCAAUCGAGAUUCAUUACCACAUCAGGCAGCAAGCCGUAUGCUGCCACUACACCACAUUUGAUCGAACGCCGUAUCGCUACAAUCUCGCUUCAGCAGCAGCAUAUGAGGCAACACAAGGCGACUAACUAGCAAACUUCUCAGUCCCGACGACUCGGUCCCUGACAAGCAGGUCUUAUACACCCGUGCUGCACGCCGCCCGAACUGCUGGAGAAUCCUGUACUUCCUAAAGGACCACGCAACGCCCUUGACGCCCAACACUCCCGGCAGCAUGGUUGCUGCGGCUUUCUUGCCUCUAUUUGCAAUUGUGCUGCUUCUCAUUGCUCGCAAGAUCCGGCAAUUUUAUGCUCUCAACCACUUUGCCGGCCACUGGUCGUCCGGCUGGUCGAGAUUGUGGCUUCUCAGGACGCAAAGCAGCGGGCGAAUGAACAAGAUAUUUACCGAGCUCAACAACAAGUAUGGUUCAACGGCUCGCAUUGGACCUGGCAUGCUGAUAACGACCGACCCCGAACUGAUGCGGCGUAUGAAUGCCGUAAGAUCCACAUUCACGAGAGGCCCAUGGUAUGCAGCUCUCAAGCUACAUCCCGAACGUGAGAACAUCACCUCGUACAUCGAUGAGCGCAAGCAUGCGGACAUCCGGAGUCGCAUGGCCCCUGGCUACUCCGGCCGAGAGAACCAUCAUCUUGAGGAAGAGGUCGACGAUAGAUUGAUGAAAAUGCACACUCUAAUCAACGACAAGUACCUGACCCGUCCAGACGAGGGUGUCUACAAGACAUUAGAUCUCAGUCGAGUAACUUCCUUCUUCACACUGGAUGUGAUCUCGCAAAUAGCAUUUGGUCAAGCAUUCGGCUUUCUGGACCACGACGACGAUCCUUUCGGUUAUCUCAAGAACCUGUCAGAAUUUCUUCCCGCAAUUCUCGUCUUCGGCACCUACACAGAGCUGACCAACAUCCUACAACUACCACUCCUCAAAGCCGCCCUUCCCAAGAACACGGACAAGCGCGGUCUCGGGCGCGUGAUGGGCUUUGCCGCCGAACGGGUGCGUGAACGUUUUGGCAGCAAGCCUGUUGUGCGACGCGAUAUGCUCGGAGCCUUCAUCAACAAGGGUCUCACGCAGGAUGAACUGGAAUCUGAAACCCUCACCCAAAUCACCGCCGGCUCAGACUCAACCGCAAGCUCUCUCCGCGUGACCCUACAUUUCAUCUCAACCUCACCUCCAAUUCUCCAUCGCCUACUAUCCGAAGCCAAAGCUGGAAUCUCCGCAGGCAAAAUCUCUAGACCCAUCAUCAAAGACUCCGAAGCAAGAAAAUGGCCCUACCUCCAAGCCUGCAUCAAAGAAGGGCUUCGCAUGUACCCACCCGUCACCGGCUUACUGGCGAAACGCGUCCCCGAUGACGGUACCGUAAUCGAGGUCGACGGUGUCGAAAAAUUCGCUCCGGGUGGAACGCAAAUCGGUUGGAAUAGUUGGGGCAUGAUGCGACACCAAACCAUUUUCGGACCUGAUGUUGAAAUUUUUCGACCUGAACGCUGGCUUCCUCGUGAUGAAAGCGAGCUUGAAAAACAGCGGAUUCAGACUAUGACUGAGACUGUCAGUUUAUGUUUUGGGUAUGGCAGGUUUGGAUGUCUUGGGAGAGGGGUUGCGACGAUGGAGUUGAAUAAGGCUAUUAUUGAGACGCUCCUGCGCUUUAAUCUCCAACCUUGCAGUCUCGCGAAACCUUUUGAUGAAUCGGUCGUGGGGUUUUAUGUUCAUGAGAAUAUGAAUUUUGUGGCUACGGAGCGGAAAGAUUUGGGUGAGGGGGGAGGUGAGGUGGUGUUUGAAGGGGAGGUUGAUGCGGGGGCUAUUGCUGGGGCUUAUGAGGAAUGAUAUUACCUGAUCUUGUUGGGAAGUCUUGGGGAAGGCAAUCGAAUGGGCGGGCGGUGCUCAGGUAUGGAAUGUGCCAGGUGAGCCAGCACUUCUGUGGAAGUUGAGGAUUUGGGGAUGUCUGGAAUCAUCUACCUUGUGAUAUGCGACUCUCGCUGAUUCAUCUAUCUAAUCUAUGCAAGAAUUCGGUCAUACUAUAAUCAAUCCUUCGCACCGCAAACC
Messenger RNA from Pseudocercospora fijiensis CIRAD86, 2239 nucleotides. RefSeq lists its product as uncharacterized. The record is from RefSeq and is a predicted model, not a curated record. Bases 428 to 2020 code for a protein of 530 amino acids. Lineage: Eukaryota; Fungi; Ascomycota; Dothideomycetes; Mycosphaerellales; Mycosphaerellaceae. The transcript is spliced from 3 exons. Gene Ontology annotation, molecular function: oxidoreductase activity, acting on paired donors, with incorporation or reduction of molecular oxygen; monooxygenase activity; iron ion binding.